Messenger RNA from Spodoptera littoralis (African cotton leafworm), 1581 nucleotides. NCBI's taxonomy places the organism in Eukaryota, Metazoa, Arthropoda, Insecta, Lepidoptera, Noctuidae. The record is from the annotation of a GenBank genome assembly.
AUGACAAAACAGACAAUUUUCGUUUUCUAUUUCAUCGCGACAAUAUUUGCUACGGACUGUUACAAAAUACUCGGCGUCUUCCCGUCGCUGGAUCGCAACAACUACCUCACUUAUCGCGGGCUGUUUCGGGAAUUGGCAAACCGUGACCAUGAAGUGACUCUCAUCAGCCAUUUCCAAAUGCCGGACGCGCCGGCUACGUACAAAGAAGUGUUAUUAAGUGAUGCUCUACAUCAUGUUUUUAAAGGAUUAUCUUAUGAAUCUGUGAUAGUGAAUGAAGUGUCGCGAGUGCCGUUCGAAACAUUAGUAGCGACUAAAUCAGGCAACGAUGACUGCAAGACUCUAAUGAACAACCACCAAGUGCUGCACAUGAUAAAGACGCGGCCUCGAUUCGAUGUAAUACUAGUAGAGUCGUACAACAGUGACUGCGCCUUAGCUCUGGCCGCAAACUUAAGUGCACCUUACAUUGCCUUCAACCCACAACCACUACAAGCCUGGCAAUACAAUAGAUUGGGUAUUAAUUACAAUUCUGCGUAUGUAACUCAAUCUGGCCUGCCCUACGGAAAGGAACCUUGGUAUUUUGAGCGGCUCAAGAGCUACGUACUGUAUCACAUUACGAACUGGGUAUAUUACGUUGGAUCGCAAGUGACAGACCAUGUGUACUUGUACAAGUAUCUAGGUGACGACCUGCCCUCACUAGAAAGUAUUGCGUCCAACGCGAGUCUAGUGUUUGUAAACACACAUCAGUCGGUGUAUGGCGGUGUUGCCAGGCCUGAUAAUGUAAUUGAUAUUGGUGGUAUUCAUAUGAGACCACCGAAAAUUAUUCCAACGGAAAUAGAGAGAUUUAUAAACGAGGCCGAGCACGGUGUAAUAUACGUGAACCUCGGUUCUACGGUAAAGGACUCCACACUUCCCGGUGAUAAAUUAAACGAACUGUUAUCAACGUUCGGUAAAUUGCCUCUAAGGGUCCUUUGGAAAUGGGACGGAGACAAUCUACAACUGCCGAGAAACGUUAUGACUAUGAGAUGGUUCCCACAAUACGAUAUUUUGAAACAUGACAACAUCAAAGCGUUUGUGUCUCACGCCGGAAUCCUGAGCACCAUAGAAGCCAUUGACGCAGGAAUACCAGUGGUAGCGAUACCACUAUUCGGUGACCAGUACGGCAAUGCGGCAGCUCUACAAGACGCUGGGAUGGCCACCAUCGUGCACUACCAAGAUCUCAAGAAAGAAUACCUCUUAGAUGCUAUUAAUGAAGUUUUGGACCCUGUAUGGCAGCGCCGUGCAAAACUUGUAUCAAGAUUGUGGCAUGAUCGUCCCAUGUCGCCUAUGGAAUCAGCAGUAUACUGGACGGAGUAUGUAGCCAGGUACCAAGGAGCCCCGAAUCUUCAACCUGGAGCCCCUAAAGCACCCUUCUACCAGCAACUUCAACUAGAUGUCCUGGCCUUCAUAGGCUUAGUCCUGUACAUCCUAAGUUACGUAGUCUGCAAGAUUUUGUCUGUAGUCUGCUGUUGUUGUUGCCAAAAUCAACCGCAAACGGAGUUCGUUGAAGAAACAAGGUCCUCAAAAAGAGUGAAGUUCGAAUAA